AUGCAUCUCACCACAGUCGUUUCACCUUUGGUUCUGGUCAUGGCCGGUCUCACUGUCGCCGCCACGGUCGACGAUUUUCACAAGGGUCACAAGCAUCCCAAGGGCCACAAAGACCACGGUGCAUCAUCCGCCCAUUGCCGAGAUGGAUGCCACGACGCCUUUUCCGGGCUCUUAGAAGUGGCCGCCACACAUACCUUGGGUCCUGUGACGCGCGCAGCGCGUGCCAUGGCAGCUUCAGUUCCCGACGACCAGAUCAAGUUGGCCGCUCGUUCGGUGAAGGACGAAUACAAAUGCGCCUCGAAACACACUCAAACCAAGGAGAUUUGUCCUUCGAAUGAGACAACUUGUUACACUGUCGAAGAGCUACAUUUUGUCUGGCAGAUCCGCGAAGAGUGUGAUAAAAUACCCGAGUUCAGCGACGUCUUUAACAACGCCACCUCUACAGUCACCAAAGGUCAACUAAACGGUGACCACAAAUGCAUCUGGAAGAACACUCGCCAUUACGAGCUUUGCCCUUCAAACAAUACGCCUUGUUCCAAUAAGGAGUCGAAGGAUGUCUACUACAGCGCCGAAGGGUGUGACAAAGACCCUGAUUUCAUCGCGAUCUUUGGCAGGAUCUCGGACGCGGCCUCUGACAGACCAUCUACAGUCAACGAAGCUUCUUCAAUCAAGGUCAAUGAUACUCCCGGGACGCUCCAAGCACGUGCCGUGGCAACUCCCAACGCUUGGGACGACCUUGGCCCUGUGACGUUCCGCACCGAGAGGCCUGAGAUGGCCGUUCAUGAGAUUGAUCCCCGCUCGGUCUCGACGACAACGACGAUGGGCAGAGAGACGACGACAUAUGCCACUACCACCACCGAGGAGAUUGAUGUCAUGUCAGUCAUUGUAAUCACCGACACAACUUCAACCCCUUCUACGACCACCACAACGUCUACCAGUUCAGUUCCAACUGGCCCUCCCAUGACGACAAUCUCCAACAUCAAGCCCGGCUCGAACACAUUUCAGAUGCCCGCGCAGUCAGCGCCUCCAGUUGUCGUCAUCGUUGCUCCGUCGGAGUCGUACUCAGUUGCUCGCACGGUUGAGACUCUCUGGUCCUCGGUCAUGCAACCCGUCAAUAUAGCCACCGCUACAGUGACCAGGGACGUUAGUCUUCUCAUCCCUGCUCAAGCAGCGACUUCCACCGCGAAGGCCAACGGUGCUUCAACGAUGCAAUCAGGGGCUGGUUUCACUGUCAUGGCAGGUGUCGGUGCGUUGGCCGCUUGCUUCAUGAUGUUUUGA
Sordaria macrospora k-hell is the source of this 1278-nucleotide messenger RNA. RefSeq lists its product as uncharacterized. The record is from RefSeq and is a predicted model, not a curated record. Lineage: Eukaryota; Fungi; Ascomycota; Sordariomycetes; Sordariales; Sordariaceae.